CGGGCUCGGCCCGGGCCCACGUGGGCGGCGCGCGAGGACCCCGCGCAGCUGCCCCGCCGGCUCCUGCGGCCGCGUCCCUUCCGGGUGCCGCGGCGGCCGCUGCGCGGGGAGUCCCUCGCGGCUCGGCCCGUGGCGGGCGAUGCCACCGAACACUCUGGCGUUCGCGCUUGUGAAGUUCUUUGAGCGUCUCUGAGAGACCGGAGGCCGUGUGCCAUCUUGCCAACGUUUCCUUCGUUUGCCGCCGCGCUACCGCUCCCUCAGCACUUCAGUGGUGCAGGAGGCCUCCACAGGGGCCUGGGGCUCGGCUGCCCUCGAGGCUCCCUGCCCUUCGGCCACUGCGGCCGAGUCCGGGCGCUUCUCGGUCCGGCCCGCCGAGGAGGCGCGCUUUCCAGACAGGCAGCGCCUUGGCCACCUGGCAGGGCUGGGUCGCCUAGCAACGGCGGGGUCCUUCCUGGCUCGGCGGCGCUCUGGGCCUGAGGGGAGAAAGCCGCUGCGGAGGGCGCUGGGGGCCCGCGGCGGCGGCGGCGGCGGCGGCGGCGGCGGCGGCGCAAGAGGCGGCAACGGGACGGCGGCGCGAGGUUGGCGCGCCCCGGGAUCCGGCCUCUGCACUUGAGGGGAGAUGAGCUCGGCUGACAAGGCCCGGGUGGGGCUCGCGGCCGACGGGCCUGCGCCGCCCGAGGAGGAGGAGGGCGAGGGGGGCGGCGAGGCGGGCGGGAAGGAGCCGGCUGCAGACGCGGCCCCCGGGCCCAGUGCCGCGUUCCGCUUCCUGGUGACUCGGCGGGAGCCGGCCGUGAAGCUGCAGUAUGCGGUGAGCGGCUUGGAGCCGCUGGCCUGGUCCGAGGACCACCGCGUGUCCGUGUCCACGGCCCGCAGCAUCGCUGUGCUGGAGCUCAUCUGCGACGUGCACAACCCGGGCCAGGACCUGGUUAUCCAUCGCACCUCGGUGCCCGCCCCUCUCAACAGCUGCCUCCUCAAAGUUGGCUCUAAAGCAGAAGUUGCUGAGUGUAAGGAGAAGUUUGCCACCUCGAAAGACCCCACAGUCAGCCAGACUUUCAUGUUGGAUAGGGUGUUCAACCCUGAGGGGAAGGCUUUGCCGCCGAUGAGGGGAUUCAAAUAUACUAGCUGGUCCCCCAUGGGCUGUGAUGCAAAUGGCAGGUGCCUCUUGGCGGCACUGACCAUGGACAAUCGCCUGACCAUCCAGGCUAACCUCAACAGACUCCAGUGGGUCCAGCUGGUCGACCUGACAGAGAUUUAUGGAGAACGUCUCUACGAGACCAGUUACAGGCUCUCUAAAAAUGAGGCUCCGGAAGGGAAUCUCGGGGACUUCGCGGAGUUUCAGAGGAGACACAGCAUGCAGACUCCGGUCAGGAUGGAGUGGUCGGGCAUCUGCACCACUCAGCAGGUCAAGCAUAACAACGAGUGCCGGGACGUAGGCAGCGUGCUCCUGGCGGUCCUCUUUGAGAACGGUGACAUUGCCGUGUGGCAGUUUCAGCUGCCCUUCGUAGGGAAGGAAUCCAUCUCAUCGUGCAACACGAUCGAGUCCGGAAUCAACUCUCCUAGUGUUUUGUUUUGGUGGGAAUAUGAGCACAAUAAUCGGAAAAUGAGCGGCCUUAUCGUGGGGAGCGCUUUCGGACCCGUAAAAAUCCUGCCCGUCAAUCUCAAAGCAGUUAAAGGCUAUUUCACUCUAAGGCAGCCUGUUGUCUUGUGGAAAGAGAUGGACCAGUUGCCAGUGCACAGCAUUAAAUGUGUCCCGCUCUAUCACCCUUACCAGAAGUGUAGUUGUAGCUUGGUGGUGGCAGCAAGAGGAUCCUACGUGUUUUGGUGUCUUCUUCUGAUCUCCAAAGCAGGCCUCAAUGUUCACAAUUCCCACGUCACAGGCCUUCACUCGCUGCCGAUCGUCUCCAUGACUGCGGACAAGCAGAACGGGACGGUGUACACUUGUUCCAGUGACGGGAAGGUGAGGCAGCUGAUUCCCAUUUUCACAGAUGUGGCGUUAAAGUUUGAACACCAGCUAAUUAAACUCUCGGAUGUGUUUGGCUCCGUGAGGACGCACGGGAUAGCGGUGAGCCCCUGCGGCGCGUACCUGGCCGUCAUUACGACCGAGGGCAUGGUCAACGGCCUCCACCCCGUUAACAAAAACUACCAGGUCCAGUUCGUAACUCUCAAAACCUUUGAAGAGGCAGCUGCUCAGCUCCUGGAGUCUUCCGUUCAGAAUCUCUUCAAGCAGGUUGAUUUAAUAGAUCUGGUUCGCUGGAAGAUUUUAAAAGAUAAACACAUCCCGCAGUUUUUACAAGAAGCUUUGGAAAAAAAGAUCGAAAGCAGUGGGGCCACGUAUUUUUGGCGUUUCAAACUGUUCCUCCUGAGGAUUUUGUAUCAGUCGAUGCAGAAAACCCCUUCAGAAGCAUUAUGGAAACCGUCCCACGAGGACUCCAAAAUCUUACUCGUUGACUCCCCUGGGAUGGGCAAUGCCGAGGAGGAACAAGAGGAAGGCACUUCCAGACAGGCCAGUAGGCAGGGCCUUCAGGAGAGGAGCAGAGAGGGCGAUCCCGAGGACCCCAUCGACGACUCACUGACCCCUGGAGACGCCGGGGGCCGGGAGCCGAUGGAAGAGAAGCUCCUGGAGAUCCAAGGGAAGAUCGAAGGCGUGGAAAUGCACUUGACCAGGGAGCACAUGAAGCGGGUCUUAGGAGAAGUGUACCUGCACACCUGGAUCACAGAGAACACGAGCAUCCCCACCAGGGGCCUCUGCAACUUUCUGAUGUCUGACGAGGAGUACGAUGACCGCACGGCACGGGUGCUGAUUGGACACAUCUCAAAGAAGAUGAACAAACAGACCUUCCCUGAGCACUGUAGUUUGUGUAAAGAGAUCUUGCCAUUCACAGAUCGCAAACAGGCAGUCUGCUCCAAUGGCCACAUCUGGCUCCGGUGCUUCUUAACCUACCAGUCCUGCCAGAGUCUGAUCUACAGAAGGUGUUUGCUCCAUGACAGCAUCGCCCGCCACCCAGCUCCAGAAGAUCCUGACUGGAUUAAGAGGUUACUGCAAAGCCCUUGCCCUUUCUGCGAUUCUCCCGUCUUCUGAACGUCAGCGGUGGGAAGAUGGGAAGGGCACGUACUCUGUUACAGAAAAUGCCCUCUGGCUUGAAGACGUAGGACGCGCUGGCUGAUCCCGGCCUUCGGGUGGCGAGGCUCUCUCCAGGAGUGUAGAUGGGGCCCUGGGAACUCAUUUCUGAAGCACGGUCUCUGUCUCCGGGGACUAAGGGAUUUCUUUAAAACAACUGAAUGCAGAGAUUUUAAGUCAUUCUGAGAUGAACAUUAGCCCCCCGCCUCCUCACCCAGUGAGGAACACUUACUUUUCAAGUGUUUUGACUGAAGCAGUUUGAACAACAAGAAUGCCCUAUCAUCUCUGGGAACAGAACGAUCUCUUGUAGAGAGUCGGGGUAAGGGCCUCGCUGGACCAAGUUGGGCUUAACGCUUGCCUCGGUGCCGAGCUCCUGCUCCAGAGAGCCUAAGCGCGUGGUGCAUGGUACGCGGUUUUCCGGCACACGUUAGAAGUGUCGGAAACAGCACAGGGUCCUGAUGCUUUGUUCCAAACGAACAGCCACAGAUCUGUAUCCCGAGGAUUCCUGUUUCUCGUGCAUAUUGAAACCAUUCUCAUAGAACUGGAUUUUUAAGAGGUUGAAGCCAAGACUAAAGUUGGCUUUAAUGUGUCAAAAGGUCAGGUGAUUCUCCUAAGUUAAUAAUUGUGACUCAUUUUUAGUGAGCUCCCAUGUUAGCUCCCUUUGUCCUUAAUAUGUAAAGGACAUCUGGUAUUCCCGUUCGCCCGUGACACCUCUCUGCUUCAGACUGACUGUCACAGCCUACGUGAGAUUUUUGUACAUAGAAGAAAAAGAAUAUUUUCUCCUUAAAA
This is a messenger RNA of Panthera uncia (snow leopard), 3907 nucleotides long. It is a transcript of the gene GTF3C4, whose product is annotated as general transcription factor IIIC subunit 4. The coding region runs from base 620 to 3079 and encodes 819 amino acids. Gene Ontology annotation, cellular component: transcription factor TFIIIC complex. NCBI's taxonomy places the organism in Eukaryota, Metazoa, Chordata, Mammalia, Carnivora, Felidae. Gene Ontology annotation, molecular function: histone acetyltransferase activity; protein binding. The transcript is spliced from 5 exons. The record is from RefSeq and is a predicted model, not a curated record. Gene Ontology annotation, biological process: transcription initiation at RNA polymerase III promoter.